Messenger RNA from Amphibalanus amphitrite, 2853 nucleotides. Its product is annotated as actin-histidine N-methyltransferase-like. Lineage: Eukaryota; Metazoa; Arthropoda; Thecostraca; Balanomorpha; Balanidae. Bases 321 to 1880 code for a protein of 519 amino acids. The transcript has 11 exons. Gene Ontology annotation, biological process: peptidyl-lysine monomethylation; peptidyl-lysine trimethylation; peptidyl-lysine dimethylation. The record is from RefSeq and is a predicted model, not a curated record. Gene Ontology annotation, molecular function: histone H3K4 methyltransferase activity; protein binding; histone H3K36 methyltransferase activity.
GAUGCGUGCACAGUGCACACACACUGAACUCUUGUGCACAAUUCUUGUGCAAUUUUGAUUAGAGCUCGGAGCUCUCGGGUUCGACUCGGUUUCGUGGAUCCGUUUUCAAUUUCAAUUUGUAGGUAUCUUCUGCAGAGCAGACUGGAGAGUGGUGUGGGCUUGACAGAUUUCUGGUCGCGGAACAUACCUAUGUGUCUCAAGAACAUUUGUGUGUUUGGUAUUUCUUAAACAGUGAAGAAGUUAAGAGUAAAAUUUUCAAUUUCAAUUUGUGUCAACGCUACAGCCUGGGCCUUCGGGGACAAGCUUCAGCUAUCAAGAAAAUGGGCAAGAAAAAUAGGUCAGCAAAAGCUGAUAAAGGAAAACCAUCUUUUCAAGAUCAGCUGAAGAUUAAGGAUUUGGUGAAAGAACUGCUUGCAAAAUCAUCUAUUGUGGCCCGAAUGAACAAGGCUGAAGAAUGGGAAAACUAUCAAAGUAUCUAUGACAUUCUGCAGCAGAUUAUGACUUUGCAGAAAGCGCCCGCUCGGCCCGGCGGCGGCCCGGGCAGCCGGCUGGCGCGGGUGCAGGAGCUGCACGGGUGGCUGCUGCAGCAGGGCGGCCGGGCGCCCGGCCUGGAGGCGGCCGAUUUCGCCGGCUACGGGCUCGGCCUGCGCUGCACCGAGCCGCUGGCGCCCUGUCAGACGGCCAUCCAGGUGCCGCGCGCCGUCAUGCUGUCGCUCGACACUGCGCGCCAGGCCAAAAUCGGGCCGUUCAUCGCCGGCGACAAGCUGACGUCGGCCAUGCCGCAGCUGGGCCUGACGCUGCACCUGCUGGAGGAGGCGCUCUCCGAGGACAGUCGCUGGACGGCCUACAUCCGCGCGCUGCCAGACACCUACGAUACCGUGCUGUACUUCACACCGGCAGAGGUCGAGAUGCUCAGGGGCUCGCCCUGCUUCGAGGAGGCGCUCAAGCAAUGUCGCAACAUCGCCAGACAAUACGCUUACUACUAUGGCUGUCUGCACCACUGUCCCGAGGCAAGGAGUCUGGCCAUCAGGGAUAACUUCACCUUUGAGAAUUACAGGUGGGCGGCUUCGACCGUGAUGACGCGGAUGAACAACAUACCGUCUGAGGAGGAUCCCGGGACUGCGGUACCGGCGCUCAUCCCCUACUGGGACCUGUGCAACCACUCCAACGGACGGGUGUCGACCGACUACUGCCACGACCCGCCCAGCUCCAUAUGUUUCGCCUUCCGCGACUUCGCGCCCGGCGAGCAGUUCCACAUCUUCUACGGAGUCCGACCGAACGCGGAGUUCCUGCUCCACAACGGGUUCGUCGACGCCGACAACGAGCACGACGCGGUGGCGGUACGUCUGGGAGUGAGCCGCGGCGACCCGCUGCACGAGCCGCGCGCCCGCCUCCUGGAGCGGCUGGGCGUGCCGGCCAGCGGCCUGUUCUACCUGCACCGCGAGGGCUCGCCCAUCGACGGAUCACUCUUUACCUUCCUCAGGGUGUUCAACAUGGACGCCGAGACGCUGGAGCACUGGCUGCGUGUGGAUAACGUGGGCGACCUGGGCUCGGAGCAGUGUGACGGCCUGCCGGCCGGCCUGCAGCUGGCCGCCUGGCGGUUCCUGCACACGCGCGUCACGCUCCUGCUGCGCCUGUACCCGGGCACGGCCGAGGCCGACCGCGCGCUGCUGGCCGCUCCGCCUGCGCCGCCGCCGGAGGGCGCCGCCGACGCGCCGCCGCCGCUGACGCCGCGCGCCCGGAUGGCCGUCACCCUUCGGCUCGGCGAAAAGCUGAUCCUGCAGCGCGCGCUCCGCUUCGCCACCGACAAAAUGCACGAGCAGGAGCUGCUCGACCAGGAGCUGAAGAGCCAGGAGAUUCAGGAGCCCGUCGAGCAGUAGCGGUCAGACUAUCCUGCGCUACGGAUUCCCCACUGCCCAGAACUAACGGAGAUGGCCCAUGAUUGUCCGCCGCUGAGGUGCGUGGACAGGGGUGGGGAUGCGGGAACCGUCACAAAAGGGAGAUACCAGGGGAGUUCCUGUGAUGGUAUUUUUCGGCUCAGAGUUUGUACAGUCAGGGGGUUGUUUCGGUGCUGGGAAGGCAAGGUCCGUCCAGGCCCUGAGCUCGCUGUGGAAAGGUGCUUGUUCUCGGAUGUUUUUUGUGGUCUGUUGGUGACUAGUCUUCUGAGGUCUCCCGGCUGGCCUUCGCCCUGACGCGACAUGCCUUGGACGGCAGACAGGGUGUGGGGUGGUUGUGAUGGCAUGGGAGGAGAGAAUUGUUAAUAACGCCCAGGGGGCUCUUUGGCCCGAAUAGGAUCCUUUAACGAGUCAGCCGGGUCACAUUCGAGGAGUAACACAGCGUGUUGCCUACUUAAUGGUGCGCCGAGAGCGAUUUUGGGGCUCAGUCGGCCGGAGGGUAGAGAUCUGAGGGCAUUGCACGCUGCCCGGCCAGAUCUGAGGGCAUUCGGACGUUAGUUACCUGAUUGUGCCGCGGCAGUUCCCGGUCACUAACUCUACUUACAAACGCGCAGUAUUAGGGUGGACGGGUCGCGCGGACGGCGCGCAGGGGGAGAGAGAGAGCGCUACCAAAGAGGGAGCAGAGCCGCCGCUCACGGCCAGUCGUCCCGCCGGCAGGAACCUCAGCUCAAUCGGCCGCCGGGCGGGCCCGCCGCGCGGUCACCAGUCAACUGAAAAUACUCGCCGGGCCCCAUGUGUGAUAAUACUAAACCGUAAAAACCGUGUGCUGUGGGCCACUGGGCCUCAAGUGCAAUGCUGUGUCUUCUCGAGUGUGCGUGUGCGUGUGUUAUUUACCGUGUUGUGCGCCAGUUGGUGCGGGCGUUGUUGCCGCAAAGCAAAAUAAAUACUCAGGCAUUGA